GAACCGCGAAUUACGUUGGCGCUGAGAAAUAGAAAGAGCGCGGUUUCAAAAUUCAAACCCAAUCAAACAAAUCAAUAAAACUAUAAAACACUUCCACCACCACCACCACAAACCACCGUCACAGAGAAGGUUUCAGCGAUAUUCAAAAUGGAAAAUCUUGAAAGAAUGGGUAGAGAACUCAAAUGUCCGAUCUGUUUGGGUUUAAUUCAUUCCGCUGUUUCACUCACCUGCAAUCAUCUUUUCUGCAACUCUUGUAUAAUUAAGUCAAUGAAAUCUGCAUUUUCUUGUCCGGUUUGUAAAAUACCCUUCGCUCGUCGAGAGAUUCGUCCUGCUCCUCAAAUUGACAGCUUGGUCACUAUCUACAAAAACAUGGAAGCUGCUUCUGCAAUUAAUUUAUUUGGAACUCAAAAUCCACCUGCUACCAAAUCACCAGAUGAGGACAAGCAAUGUAAAGGGGAUUAUAAGUCUGGUGAGAAAGGAACUGGUGGGACUCAUGAAAAUCAUCCUGAGGAGGAAAUAACCCCCAAAAGAAAGAAGUUGGCAAAGAAGCUUCAGGCCAGCACAAAAAGUUCGGCUUCUAACCGUGCAGAGCCUUCUUUUCCGGCUAAGAAAAGGGUUCAGGUGCCACAAGAUAUCCUUUCAGAAACUCCAAUGAGGAAUUUGAAAUCAGGAGGCUCUGUUAGUCUAAUUAACAAAGAGGGAACACAAAAGGCUUCAACCAAGGGAAAUAAAAUGGAAAUUCAAAGUGAAAAAGGUGAUCAGGUGAAAGAACCAUUCUUUUGGUUAAGAGAGGAGAAGGAUGGUGAAAUGUUAAGUCAACAGUCUAGCGAGGAUUUAAUUAUUGAGGGUUCUUCACCAGUUCUUCCUUCAUUCAGUGAUCUCCAAGAUGCUAAUGAUGACAGCCCUUCAAAACAAGCUCCAUCAGACGAGGUGCAAAACAAACCAUCUUUUGAUUUAUUUGAUAGUGAGAUGUUUGAAUGGACGCAAAAGCCAUGCUCACCCGAAUUAUUUUCAAGUCCCAUCAAAAUGCAGGUUGAGGAUACUUUUGAGAAUGAUGAAAAUAUAGAGGAAUUAGUGGCAGGGACUCAGGAGCAUCAGUUAAGUGCUGAUGCUUACAAUAUAAACUUUGAGAAUCCCGUAGGCAAUCAAUUGGCUGAUGUGUUGCCACAAGGUGUCUCCUCUCAAAUAAGUUCUGAUGAUCUAAAUGGAAAAAAGAAGACUACAAAGAGAAGUAGGAAGGCUAGAGAAAAAUCUAAGGAAGACAAGAUUUGGGAACAAAAAUGUCAAAAUGAUGAAAUGAAUUUGGAUUCAAAUAUAAAAUCAAAAGAUAUUGAGGAUCAAUCAUUGGACAACAAGCACAGAGCUUCUAAUCUGAAAAAGUCUAAUAGAAAGGGCAAGAAGGUUUCUUUCAUUAUUAGUACAGAUUCAACACCACAAACCGCUUGUACAGUCUCCAAUAUAUCAGGAGUUCAAAGCAAAGGUAGAAGAAUGACCGCUAAGAAUUUAUAUACUUCUGCAUCUAAACAAGAUAAUGAGAUACAAUGUUCUCAGAAGAUUGCUGGAAAAAGUCAGGUGAGAAGAUCUGGAAAUCAAAGGCUGGAUGUUGUGCAUGAACCACCUGAAGAUUUAACUUCAGUGCAAAAUCAAUGCAAAGAGCUUGCUAGAUCUGCUUCAUCUACUUUAGGUCUGCAGAUGGAUGAUAAUAGGAAGGAUGCUAAUAUUGGGAAAAGAAAAAGCAGUCUGUCCAGAAAUUCUAUGCUUUGCAGUAAAGAAAGGAAGAGUGCUAAAAAGCCAAAAAUUUCUACUGAAUUUAUCUCUAGGACUAAAAAUGAUGAAGAAAUUAAGUCGAAUGAAAGUGUUAAGCAAGGUACUGAUGUCAGGCCUUUGAAUGAUUCUUCAAAAGAGAAACAGUGCAAUUUGACAGAUCAACCUGUUUUAAAGAAAUGUGUGAACCAUGUCAAAGACUAUCAAUGUGCUUUCUGUCUCUCAUCAGAAGAAUCAGAGGCUUCUGGCCCGAUGGUGCACUAUUUUGAUGGCAAACCUGUAACUGCUGAUUAUGAACGAGGAUCUAAAGUCAUACAUUGUCACAGGAAUUGCACUGAAUGGGCCCCAAAUGUAUAUUUUGAAGAUGAUAAUGCAAUAAACCUUGAAGCUGAAAUAAGUAGAAGUCGGAGAAUCAAAUGUAGUUUCUGUGGACUUAAAGGAGCUGCACUUGGUUGCUUUGAGAAAAGUUGUCGAAGGAGCUUUCAUGUUCCCUGCGCCAAGUGGACUCCUGAAUGUCGAUGGGAUAUGGAAAAUUUUGUCAUGUUAUGCCCUGUGCAUUCCUCCUCCAUGUUGCCGUAUGAAAGUUCAGGAUCCCAACACAGGAGCAAGAUACUCACAGCUAGUAAGGUUAAAAGCUGUAGCCGCAAACAUGACACUACAAGCCAAAGUCGUGUUACUCAUGGAUCUCACAAAAAAAUUGUGCUGUGUUGUUCAGCUCUAUCUGUACAAGAGAGGGAUGUUGUUUCUGAUUUUGAAAGAGUGUCCAAGGUUACAGUUUUGAAAACUUGGGAUUCAAGUGUUACCCAUGUAAUAGCAUCAACAGAUGAAAAUGGGGCAUGCAGAAGGACUCUCAAAGUAUUGUUGGGUAUUCUAGAAGGAAAGUGGAUUCUCAGCAUUGAGUGGAUCAAAGCUUGCAUGAAAGAUACAGGACCUGUUGACGAAGAGCGUUAUGAACUUAAUGUUGACAUCCAUGGAAUUAGGGAUGGUCCCCGUCUUGGACGACAAAGAGCAUUGAACAAGCAACCAAAGCUUUUUGAUGGCUACAAGUUCUAUUUCAUGGGUGAUUUUAUCCCAUCAUACAAGGGUUAUCUGCAAGACCUUGUGAUUGCAGCUGGAGGGACAGUUCUGCAUAGAAAACCAGUGUCAGGUGACCAUCAAGCAAUUCCACCUGAUAUGCAUCCACACCAAACCCUCAUAAUCUACAGUCUUGAGCUUCCUGCUAAAUGCAAUCCUUUGGAAAAGGAUGCAAUUUUUAGCCAAAGGCGAUGUGAUGCAGAGGUUUUGGCAAGGCCUGCUGGUUCAAAGGUUGCAAGUAACACAUGGAUUUUGAAUUCAAUUGCUGGCUGCAAGCUGCAAAGCCUUCCUCAAUAAAGUUUAUAGGUCAUUUUCAUGAACAUGAUCCCAAAUCAGUGUUUUUCCUUUUAUUUAUUAUUUAUAAACAUAUAUGCAAAGACUCGGUAUACCCUUUUGUAAAAAUAACUUUCCACAUGUAAUUGGAUAAUUGUCUCCCUGCAAUGUGAGUUAGAUUUCUUAACCCAUUCU
This is a messenger RNA of Trifolium pratense (red clover), 3306 nucleotides long. Its product is annotated as protein BREAST CANCER SUSCEPTIBILITY 1 homolog. Gene Ontology annotation, molecular function: ubiquitin-protein transferase activity. Gene Ontology annotation, biological process: positive regulation of transcription by RNA polymerase II; double-strand break repair via homologous recombination; negative regulation of fatty acid biosynthetic process. The record is from RefSeq and is a predicted model, not a curated record. The coding region runs from base 148 to 3135 and encodes 995 amino acids. NCBI's taxonomy places the organism in Eukaryota, Viridiplantae, Streptophyta, Magnoliopsida, Fabales, Fabaceae. The transcript is spliced from 13 exons. Gene Ontology annotation, cellular component: BRCA1-BARD1 complex; plasma membrane; BRCA1-A complex.